Chaetura pelagica (chimney swift) is the source of this 1092-nucleotide messenger RNA. RefSeq names its product syntrophin, beta 1 (dystrophin-associated protein A1, 59kDa, basic component 1) (gene SNTB1). Gene Ontology annotation, cellular component: dystrophin-associated glycoprotein complex; intracellular anatomical structure; synapse. Gene Ontology annotation, molecular function: structural molecule activity. The transcript has 7 exons. The coding region runs from base 1 to 1071 and encodes 356 amino acids. The record is from RefSeq and is a predicted model, not a curated record. Lineage: Eukaryota; Metazoa; Chordata; Aves; Apodiformes; Apodidae.
AUGUGCCAGUUCUUUGCUAAUCCUGUGAAAUACAUGAGAGAAGCAACCCCCUAUGUGAAGAAAGGCUCCCCUGUUUCAGAAAUUGGGUGGGAGACACCUCCCCCCGAAUCUCCCCGCUUGGGUUGUGCCCCUGCUGACCCACUGUCGCAGCUUUCGCUCUCCAUCCACAGAGACAAGAAGACAAUACCCCUCAAGAUGUGCUACGUGACACGCAACAUGACGGUGUCAGACCCUGAAAACAGACUUAUUGAAGUUCAUUCACCUGAUGCCAAGCACACCGUGGUGCUCAGGAGUAAGGAUUCAGCUACAGCCCAGGCCUGGUUCAAUGCCAUCCAUUCCAGUGUCAAUGAGCUCAUCCCCAGGGUGAUUGCAGAGGUCAGAGACCAGCUGGGUAAAACAGGGAUUGCUGGAAGUCGAGAAAUUAGGCAUCUAGGCUGGCUUGCAGAAAAGGUACCGGGAGACAACGAGAAGCAGUGGAAGCCAGUGUUAGUGGUCUUGACAGAGAAAGACCUCUUAAUGUAUGAGAGCAUGCCACGGAUGAAGGAAGCUUGGUUCAGUCCUCUGCAUACCUACCCCCUGCUGGCCACCAGGCUGGUCCAUUCUGGCCCAGGAAAAGGCUCACCACAGUCCGGAGUGGAUUUGUCCUUCGCAACCCGUACGGGCACACGGCAGGGGAUUGAAACCCAUCUGUUCAGGACGGAGACCAGCCGGGACCUCUCAGUGUGGACGAGGAACAUAGUGCAGGGCUGCCACAAUUCUGCAGAGCUCAUCACAGAAAUCACCACAUCUUGCACAUACAAGAGCCAGGAGUGUCGUUUGACCAUCCAUUAUGAACAUGGAUUCUCUCUUACAAGUGAGCCACAAGAUGGUGCCUUCUCCAAGACAAUUGCACAAUAUCCCUACGAAAAACUGAAAAUGUCCUCAGAUGAUGGGAUUAGGAUGCUUUAUUUAGACUUUGGAGGAAAGGAUGGAGAAAUUCAACUGGACCUUCAUUCCUGUCCAAAACCAAUUGUGUUCAUCAUUCAUUCCUUCCUGUCAGCAAAGAUUACAAGACUUGGCUUGGUGGCCUAAGUGGGAUCCAUCUCUUUCUUC